Molecule: messenger RNA, 644 nt
Organism: Staurois parvus
Lineage: Eukaryota; Metazoa; Chordata; Amphibia; Anura; Ranidae
Source: the annotation of a GenBank genome assembly
AAGGAACCUAAAAAUCCUUUCAACAACUUUCAGCAUAUCCUGACUUGGGAAGACCCUAACAAUGAAUCGGCUAUCUACUACAAAGUGCAAUAUUCGGAAAACUACCAAAGGUUGGUCCCCACCAGAGAUUGCACCAAUAUCAGUAUUCCCCGCUGUGACCUGACAAAAGAUUUCACAGACAUCUUUUGGAAAUUAUGCGGCACAAAAUCCAGAUCUUCACUCAUAAUGACUCAUCAGAGCCACUUUUCUCCCAUCCCAUGUACCCCCAUAUCAGACACUUGUCUAGGGCCCCCCAUUGUGGAUGUUAUUUCAGAUGAUAAUGGACUCCAAAUUUCUAUCUACCCUCCGGUCUCUCAUUUAUGGAGUGAAAAGGAGCAGCACAAUGUUACCAUGCUGAGUGACAAUGUCUAUCCAUUGCUGUUGUACACAAUUCAGCUGGUGAAGGACUCUGCACAGGCCACAAUACAGGAAACUGAAGUUAGUAACGAAAAAUUAUACCACACUAAUAACGGACAUUCUGGGAAACAGCAACUACUGUGUAACUGUGAAUGCAUCUACUGAUCUUAAUGACCAUUCAGUAGCAUCUCCAAUGAAAUGUAUCUUCACUAAACCUCCACAAGCAAGAUGUAAGUAAAAAGUAUAUU